Molecule: messenger RNA, 1206 nt
Organism: Ctenocephalides felis (cat flea)
Lineage: Eukaryota; Metazoa; Arthropoda; Insecta; Siphonaptera; Pulicidae
Exons: 1
Coding region: 1-1206 (401 amino acids)
Source: RefSeq, a predicted model, not a curated record
AUGAUCACAAACACGUGGUUUAAAAAGCGGAAGACAAAGCUGUAUACUUGGAAAAGCCCGGGAGACAGCAAACGAUAUCAAAUUGACUACAUCAUCGUCAAGAACAGAUUCAGAAUUAGCGUGAAAGACGUUAAGACUUUUGCAAGGGCCGAUGUAGACUCCGAUCAUAAACUGCUCACGGCCGAUAUAGAGACAAAGCUGAAGAACAUCCGCAAAACGGGUAAAAAGAGACAGAGAUGGAAUCUGGAAAACCCGAGGAACAAUAAAAUCGUAGUGAGGAGAGAUAUGGAGACGAAGUUUAGCGUAAUAAAAGGUAGGAAAGAGGCAGUAGAAAAAGAUUGGAAUGAGGUAAAAAGUGUACUUCUGGAAACGCUAGAAGACAACGUCGGAAAGCUAGAAAAAGUAGCUAGAAAGCCAUGGAUAACCCAGGAGAUGAUCAAGAAAAUGGAUGAGCGUAGAAAGUACAAAAAUACAGAUCCGAGGAUGUAUAGAAAAAUGAAUAAUGAAUUGAGGCGAGAAACCGAAAAAGCAAAGGUGAAAUACAUGGACAAAACGUGCAACAAGAUAAUGGAACAUCAAAAACAUGGUAGGUAUGAUUUAAUGUUUCAGGCUACAAAGGAAAUGAACUGGAAUGACAGAAAAAGCAGAAAAACAUACGAAAUAGAAGGCGACAAUGGAAAUAGACUGAGUGACCACAAGAAAAUUCUCAGCGUAUGGGAAAAAUACAUUGAGAAAUUGUACGAUAGAGAAAAUCGUCUUCAAAAUAUCGAGUUCGAAGAAGAGAAAGAAAUGGACGAAGACGACAAAGGACCGUGCAUAUUGAAAAGCGAAGUCGAGAGAGUAAUAAAUGAGAUGAGAAGAAAGAAAGCAACGGAAGAUGACGACAUACCGGCGGACCUACUGAAAGAGCUGCGCAACAACGUAUUAAAGAAAUUGACCAAAUUGUUGAAUCAAAUAUAUCGAACGGGUGAAUGGCCAAAGGACUUUUUGGAUGUCACGAUGAUAGCUCUUCAGAAAAAGCCCAAAACGAAUAAAUGCAGAGACCACAGGACGAUCAGUUUAACUUUGCACACCGGAAAGGUUCUGGCCAAAAUCCUUACGAGGCGACUCGAAAAUAAGAUUGAGCAGCACAUGAGCGAAGACCAGUUUGGUUUCAGAAAAGGAAGAGGCACCAGGGACGCUAUUGGAAUACUGAGAAUAAUAUAG